AUGUCCACGAAGGACCCCAACCGCACUAAGAUCGCUCACGCGCGAAAGAAUUCGUGGAAUUACAUGACCAAGUCCAGCGUGAACCUCUUGGACUCGCUGGAGACAUUUCUGUCCACGUUUCAGAAAGAUCUGUCCGCAGUAUCUGGUCAGAUAUCCGAAUUGCAAGACCGGAGCAAGGACAUUGAGAACAGGUUGAAGGGCCGUAGGAGAAUCGAGAAGCCGCUUUCUAACCUACUCGUUGACCUUACAAUACCCCCUCCGCUUGCGGCGGUAAUCCUCGAUACCCCCGUCGGCGACGCAUGGAUUGAGGUCAUUACAGAAUUUGAGUCUCGGCUCGAGGCAUUGAAGGUACGAGGCCGAGUUAAGGCUGCUCGAGACCUGUCCGAGGUAGCAGAGGGUUUGCGAAUUGUGGCUGCAACGAAAUUGCGAGCACACUUUUUAGGCAUGCUCAGUCCAGUACGGGCAAGCGUGACCACAAACUUGAACAUGCUGCAGACAUCGCUAUGGUCAAAGUACCGCCCAUUGUUUGCAUUCUUGCAGCGGCAGGCCGCGCCUGUCGCCAGCGAGGUACAAAGAGCUUACGUGGGAACUGUACGGACGUACUUCGAGACUGGCUUUCGGAGGUACAUCCGGAGCCUUGGGUGGAUUAAAGCACGCGCAGUUGAGAAGACGGAUAUCAUCGUGACUGGGGCAGGCGAAGGCGGUCCCGAGCCCGGCGUCGACAUUGAACGGCUCGAGUAUUCGCGAAUAGAUGGUCCUGGUCCUGUGCUUGCGUAUAUGGCAGAUGAUAAAACCCACAAAGAGCCACCAGAGGCCUUGGUUCGCUCUCUAAUGCUAGUGCUCCUCGAUAAUGGUACAGCGGAGUAUGCUUUCAUUUCGUCGUUCUUCAAUACGCCCGCAAUUGUUCCUACGCACAUCUCUUCACCGGUGCUUUCCCGGUCAAACUCAGGCGUUGACAGCAACGGUUCAGUGUUGUUGUCGUCUCCUGGGCUGUCUCCCACGAAUGGAACUUUUGAGGAUGACAGGAACAACGGAACCGAGGCCGACUGGACACCGCGCCAGAGGCUCAGCAGCAUCAACAGCGUGCUAGGCAUGCCACCACCGUUGUCCGGAUCUAUGGACGACAGGGAUCCGAAGGAGGAGCAGGCUAACUUGAGCGCUUUGUGGAAGCAAGUCUUUGACCCCGUGCUGGAAUACUGUCAGACGUACAUCACGACCAGCCUGCAGCCGCAUCCGGCGAUACCCCUCUUGACGAUGAUCCGCCUGACCGAAGAAGUCAUGCUCGAAGUGCAGAAGCGCGGCUGCCCUCCACUCGAGACGUUCAUCUUCACAACCCGGCUCAAGAUGUGGCCGGCCUGGCAGAAGGGCAUGCAGGAUCACAUCGACGGCCUGAAGAGGCUCGCGGAGGGCUCCGGCGGGGGAGGCGCGCUGGGCAGCAUGUUCGGCAAGAAGUCUGUCAGCGAGGCAGCCGUGAAGAGCGUGUGCCACCGAUACGUGGUGAUGUUCAACUCGUGCGUCGCUCUAACGAGCCAGCAGGAAGAAACUAUGAUCUUCUCGAACUUGCAUCGGCUUCGCCAAGAGCUCAUCAAGCUCGUUGCCUCGUUCACGGACAGGAUCAGCGAACCAGCUGCGAAGGCGACCGCACAAGCAGCGCUGUACGAACUACUGCUGCAAGGCUUGAGUAGAGGCCCGCAUCAGGUCAGUCACCCGAAGACGCAGAGCGAGAUUGCAUUCUGGAAGGAGAGAGAAGAACAGACAAGGCGCAGGAUCGUCAGCACGACAACAAGGCCGCGUUAA
Phanerochaete carnosa HHB-10118-sp is the source of this 1797-nucleotide messenger RNA. RefSeq lists its product as uncharacterized. The record is from RefSeq and is a predicted model, not a curated record. Gene Ontology annotation, biological process: endocytic recycling; retrograde transport, endosome to Golgi; Golgi to vacuole transport. The transcript is spliced from 9 exons. Bases 1 to 1797 code for a protein of 598 amino acids. Gene Ontology annotation, cellular component: GARP complex. NCBI's taxonomy places the organism in Eukaryota, Fungi, Basidiomycota, Agaricomycetes, Polyporales, Phanerochaetaceae. Gene Ontology annotation, molecular function: syntaxin binding.